Molecule: messenger RNA, 1023 nt
Organism: Parascedosporium putredinis
Lineage: Eukaryota; Fungi; Ascomycota; Sordariomycetes; Microascales; Microascaceae
Source: the annotation of a GenBank genome assembly
AUGGGCGCCCUAUUUGCAACAGAAGGCAUCAAUGGACAAGUCAUCGUGUACUCACGAUACUGUCCCUUCAAGCCCAUCAAAAUCGCCGUCAUCGGCGCCGGAAACGUCGGCGCCUCCACCGCCUACUCCCUCAUGCUCGACGGCCUCGCCGCCGAAAUCGUCAUCAUCGACGUCAACCACGCCAAAGCCGAAGGCGAAGCCAUGGACAUCACCCACGCCGUGCCCCUGUCCCCUUCCGGCCAGACCCGCGUCUAUGCCGGCGGCUACCGCGACCUCUACGACGCCGCCGUCGUCGUCGUCACCGCCGGCGUGAACCAGAAACCCGGCCAGACCCGCCUCGACCUCGUGCACGCCAACGCCGCCAUCUACCGCACCAUCAUCCCCGAAGUCGCCCACCACGCGCCCCGCACCGUCCUGCUCAUCGCCACCAACCCCGUCGACGUGUGCACCUACCUCGCCUACAAGCUCUCGGGGUUCCCCGCCCACCGCGUCCUCGGCUCCGGCACCGUGCUCGACUCCGCCCGCCUCCAGACCGAGCUCGGCGCCAUGUUCGACGUGAACCCGGCGUCCGUCCACGCUUUUGUCGUCGGCGAGCACGGCGACUCCGAGGUCGUCCCUUGGUCGCUGGCCUCCAUCCAGGGUAUGCGUCUACCGGAAUUCUGCCGCGGCGCUGACCUGCCCUACGACGCUGAUGCGCUGCGUGCCGCUGCCGCCCGCACUCGCACAGCGGCGUACGAAAUCAUCAAGCGCAAGGGCGCUACCGACUUCGCCAUCGCCGCUGCUCUCACUUCCAUCGUGCGCGCCGUCGUCCGCAGCGAAGACUCCUUGCUGACCGUCUCUCGCGUGGGCUCCUAUGCCGGCGUCGACGACGUCUGCCUCAGCGUCCCGGCUAGGGUCAACAGCAAGGGUGCUAGGACCAUUUCUACUCUCGUCCUCGAGCCGGAUGAGGAGGAGGCCUUGAGAAAUUCGGCGCUGCGGAUCAAGGAGGCGAUUGAGUCUCUUGGGGACCUGCUUCAGACCUAA